This is a messenger RNA of Exophiala spinifera, 2493 nucleotides long. RefSeq lists its product as uncharacterized. Gene Ontology annotation, molecular function: protein binding. The record is from RefSeq and is a predicted model, not a curated record. NCBI's taxonomy places the organism in Eukaryota, Fungi, Ascomycota, Eurotiomycetes, Chaetothyriales, Herpotrichiellaceae. The transcript has 3 exons. The coding region runs from base 1 to 2493 and encodes 830 amino acids.
AUGGUAACGGAAGACAUCAGCUCGGACAUCAUCGAUCAUUGUUUGAAAGCCGAAGGUAAGAACCGUUUGGUUCACGUUGCUUACUUUUACUGCAACUUUGGAGCCGAGCGCAUCCAAACAUUGGAGUACAUUCUUGGCUCUUUGUUGAAGCAGCUGCUAUCGAAGCAUUUCGAUAUGGCAUCCGUACCAAAGUCGGUCAUAAAGAUCUAUGAGCGAUCCAAGAAUCUUCAGACGUCCAUGCGGAUAUUGAAGCCUUUACUGGACAUUGUCUGUCGCUCACUCGAACGUGUCCAUGUAAUCAUCGAUGGCUUAGAUGAGGUCUCGCCUGAAACUCAGUCAGCUUUCGUUGAAUUAUUUGACCUCUCAGGACAUGGUCACAGUUUCGACGUUUCACUCCUUGUAUGCAGCCGACCUCAUAUUCAAGGAAUCCAGGCCGCAGAGAAGCUGCAGAUCGCAGCACGCGAAGAUGAUAUCAAAGCCAUGAUCAGGCAUCGCAUGAAGACCGAUGCGAACAUCAAAAGGGUUGUGAACGGCGACACCACAUGGGCUGGGAGAGUUGGUGCUAAGAUCUUUCGACAGUCGAAUGGCCUACCUUUGCUUGCUCAGCUGCACCUAAAUCGCAUUGCAGAGGAAUCUAGCAAGGCGGAUGUCGACGACAAGAUUACCGCUUUAAAACCCGGCCUUAUCGAACAGUAUAACCAAUCACUUGAGCGGAUCACAGCCAAUCCAGGCUUCGCUAAGCUUGCUUUUCGCGCAUUUUCGUGGCUGAUAGCUGCUCGCCGACCGCUGUCCAGCGAUGAGCUCUGCCAGGCUUUAGGAAUCGGCUUAGAAGAUACCAAAUUGCGACGAGAUAGGACUCCGGCGUUCGAGUCCGUCCUGCAAUCGUGCCUCGGCCUUCUGCGGUUCAAUGAACCUCUGAAGACUGUUGAGUUCUUUCACUUCUCUAUUAAAGAGCAUCUCGUUGCACGAAACAAACCCGAAGAGACAGCUGCUCUGAACGUACCGCAAAGUUGUCUCGAUGAUGGCAGCUUAGCCCGGCGUCAACAGCAAUAUCCAUUGGCGUCGUACCUUGCAGAACACUGGAUGUCCCAUGUACAUGGCGAUGCCGAGGUUGAGCUCUGCGACGAGAUCGGCCGGUUGCUGGAAAGUCCUAACAUAUUUUCGUCGUUGCAGCUGAUUCCUGAGAUCGAACGAAACACCCGGUUGAUUGGGACAGUCAAAGACGUACGCUGCAACAGCACUCCAUCCAAGGAAAUGGCCUUCUACCUCUGCACUUAUUUCGCUCUGGUCUACGUCCUCAAGAAAACUUUCGAUAGAACGCUGUCUGCCGCUAUGUCCGCCCCUUGGGGUGAACUUUAUUCGCCAACACACGUAGCGGUUUGCUAUGGAAACGUACCAAUGCUUCAGGAGAUUCUUAUGCAUCCCCACAGCGCGAAUUGCCGAGACCGAUGGGGUUUGACGGCAUUACAUCUGGCUGUUCGCUUGCGGUCAACAGAGGAAGUGGCCUUGGUUCGAGUUCUGCUGGAAAGUGAACCGGAUCUGGACUUGCGAGACCAAGAUGGUGACACACCUCUGCACCUCGCCGCAAGCUACGCGACAGUUGACUCAAUCGAGCUUCUGUUGAAGGCAGGGGCAAAGGUGAACAUCCAGAACAAUCGUGGGAAAACUCCAUUGCAUCGCGCUGUCGAACGUGGUUCACUCCGCGUGACUCAACUCCUUUUAGACCACCACGCAGAUCCAACGACUGUUGACGGCCAAGGUCAAAGCUCGUUAGCACUCAGUUUGCAAGACCAACGGCUUGCAUUUCUGGAUGCUAUAGACCAUGCUAGGGACCGUGAUGGGAAUCCGUAUGAGUUCGCUGCCUUCGAAAGGACGGCGUUGGAUGGCUUUUACGAACUCGACAAAGAUGUAGUGCUCUUAGAGAAAGAGAGGACAGAGUGCCAAGAGCGCGAAAGAGAAGAACAUGAGAGGCUCCAUCGGUCUCGAUACUGCGGUCAGACAACAACGUUACGGUCGGCACUGUUGUGGGCGGCGGAGAAGGGAGACUGGGGCAGUAUCAGCGAAAUGGUAAGAAGGGGCGAAGAUUUGAACCAGCGAGGGCGUUCCGGUAUGACGCCAAUUCACCGUUCCAUCUCGAAUGGACGUGUUGAGGCAACUUUUUGGCUAGCUGAUGCCGGCGCAAGCCUGGACAUUCGAGAUAGUGACGGGAGGACUCCGCUUGACUAUGCUCAAGGCCAGUGGGAGAUUUUAUGGGAACUGUACCAUGCCGGUGCCCUGCGCCGACCUCCUUCAGACUCCGGAUGGCAUCCGUGCAGAACGACAGGAACCCCCGGGUAUCGGGACGAGGAACGAAUGUACCGGGCGAAAUGGAGUCGACGCAAUCACGACGGAGGACCUGAGCAGGAGUGUCGAGGCUGGGACUCAGAUGAUCAGGCGAAGCGAAGCCUUGAAAAUUCUGCUGUGCUCAUCCGGCCACAUAUAAAACCCGCGUAA